CAUACGUAGAAGAUCUCACAAGAUGCAUUGAGCAAAGCAGAAGACUUAUUAUCGUGCUAACUCCUGACUACAUACUCAGACGGGGAUGGAGUAUUUUCGAACUGGAAAGCAGACUCCAUAACAUGCUAGUCAGUGGAGAAAUCAAAGUGAUACUGAUUGAGUGUACAGAAUUCAAGGGUAAGGUGAAUUCCCAGGAAGUAGAAUCACUAAAGCGCAACAUCAAACUUCUAUCUCUGGUCAAGUGGAAGGGACCAAAAAGCAGCAAAUUAAAUUCUAAAUUUUGGAAGCACUUAAUAUAUGAAAUGCCCAUCAAGAGAAGAGAAAUUCUGUCUCGGUGCCAUAUUCUAGAGUCUACAGAACAAGGACUCUUUGGAGAACUCCAACCCAUACCUUCCAUUGCCAUGACCAAUACCUCGGCCACUCUGGUGUCACCUCAAGCUGAUCUGCCUGAUUUCCACCCUUCAGAUUCAAUGCAAAUGAGACACUGUUGCAGAGGUUAUAAACAUGAGAUGCCAACCAACACCUUGCCAGUUCCAUCCUUGGGCAACCACCAUACUUACUGUAAUCUGCCUCUGACGCUACUCAAUGGACAGCUGUCACAUAAUAAUGCCUUGAAAGAGUCACAGGAAUUUCCCAGGAACAGUUCCCUGCUACCUUUAUCAUCCAAAGAGCUUAGCUUCACCAGUGAUAUUUGGUAAUGAGACACCUGAAUUUCUCCCAACAGCUAUAGGAGUGGAAUGUCUGCUAUACCAAGCAUAAAGUACAACUAAUAACACUGAGGUGCUGAAAGCGUGUUUGAAGAGAAAAGGCACACAAUUCACUUUUGUACUUAGCUAUUUUUGUUUACAUUUUUAGAGUAGUGGGGCGGGGGGAGAAAGAAAGACUUCUUUUGUAGUUUGGCACCUUGUUCCGAUGUACAGUUUUGAUUUCCUGAAAAGAAUCGUUUUAAAAUUCUGUUGUUUUACAGGAGAGGGUUAAUGAUACUACACAGACUGCAAGCUCAGUAGGUGAGCUAUCUUCCCCUAUCAAUGACUAUUUCAGUAUUCAAGUGGUAUUUGAACUAAGGACACAUAAAAGAUUUCAUUUUAAUGUGAAAGUUCUGAACUAAGUUUAAG
Messenger RNA from Ochotona princeps (American pika), 1115 nucleotides. RefSeq names its product interleukin 1 receptor accessory protein like 2 (gene IL1RAPL2). NCBI's taxonomy places the organism in Eukaryota, Metazoa, Chordata, Mammalia, Lagomorpha, Ochotonidae. The transcript has a single exon. Gene Ontology annotation, biological process: signal transduction. The record is from RefSeq and is a predicted model, not a curated record. Bases 123 to 698 code for a protein of 191 amino acids.